Trichoderma atroviride IMI 206040 is the source of this 1761-nucleotide messenger RNA. RefSeq lists its product as uncharacterized. Lineage: Eukaryota; Fungi; Ascomycota; Sordariomycetes; Hypocreales; Hypocreaceae. Gene Ontology annotation, biological process: L-phenylalanine catabolic process. The record is from RefSeq and is a predicted model, not a curated record. Gene Ontology annotation, cellular component: cytoplasm. Gene Ontology annotation, molecular function: homogentisate 1,2-dioxygenase activity.
GUGGUGGUGUCUAGUCUUUUAGCUCUUUUUUUUUUUCGUAUCUAGUUCGUCUGAUAUAAAUGAUACUUGAACCCAAUCCUUCUCCUCCUGGCUGUCUUGGUGAAUUGCUUGAAUCCAACAGACGCUGAAUACAACAUUGUUUCGUCAUCAUGCCUGCGACAGUGUUUGCUACAAAGGAGCUGUACAAGUACCAGAAUGGAUUCGACAACCACUUAGAAUCCGAAGCCGUCCAAGGCGCCCUCCCCAUCGCCCAAAACUCCCCCCAAAGCCCCCCCUACGGCCUCUACGCCGAGAAGCUCUCGGGAACCGCCUUCACGGCCCCCCGCCACGACAACAAGCAGACCUGGCUGUAUCGCAUCCUGCCGUCCUGCGCCCAUCCGCCCUACCAGCCGUCGGCCGAGCCGUCCCGCGCCGCGCAGGAGGGCGCCGACACCUCCAAGCUGCGCUACAUCCCCAACCAGCUGCGAUGGGACCCCUUUGACCACAACGAGGCGCGCGACCUGGACUUUGUGUCGGGCAUGCGGCUCGUGGCCGGCGCGGGCGACGCCACGCAGAAGCAAGGCCUGGGGAUGCUUGUUUAUGCCGCCGGGAAGAGCAUGCCCGCCAACUCGGCCUUUUACUCGGCCGACGGCGACCUGCUGAUUGUCCCUCAGGAGGGCGAUCUCAACAUCCGCACCGAGUUCGGCUGGCUGCUGGUGCGGCCCAUGGAGAUUGCCGUCAUCCCGCGCGGCGUCAAGUACCAGGUGAGCAUCUCGGGCCCGGCCAGAGGCUACGCGCUGGAGCUGUACCAGGGCCACUUCGUGCUGCCCGAGCUGGGCCCCAUCGGCUCCAACGGGCUCGCCAACGCGCGCGACUUCCAGGCGCCCGUGGCUCACUUCAGCGAGGACUUUGGCGCAACCGCCUCCGAGGGCAGCAACGCCUUCGCCGUCACCGUCAAGAUGAACAACUCGCUGUUCGAGACGCGCCAGGCGCACACGCCCUUUGACGUCGUCGCCUGGCACGGCAACUACUACCCCUACAAGUACGACCUGGGCCGCUUCAACACCAUCGGCACAAUCUCCUACGACCACCCGGACCCGUCCAUCUUCACGGUGCUCUCGGCCCCGUCGCCCGUCGCGGGCACCGCCGUCGCCGACUUUGUCAUCUUCCCGCCGCGCUGGCUCGUCGGCGAGGACACCUUCCGCCCGCCCUGGUACCACCGCAACACCAUGAGCGAGUUCAUGGGCCUCAUCUGCGGCGGCUACGACGCCAAGCGCGGCGGCGCGGGCGGCUUCGUGCCCGGCGGCGCCAGCCUGCACAACGUCAUGAGCGGCCACGGCCCGGACGCCGAGAGCUACGAGGGCGCGCGCAAUGCCCAGCUGGCGCCGGUCAAAGUUGGCGCCGGCAGCUGUGCCUUCAUGUUUGAGAGCAGCCUCAUGGUGGGCGUCACUGAAUGGGGGCUGCGGACGUGCAAGAAGGUCCAGGAGGGAUAUAGCGAGGAGAGCUGGGGCGGAGUCAAGGCGCACUGGGCGAAGCCGGCUGAUAAGGAGGUGAGAAGCCACCUCGCCGACUAAAGGGGGGGAGAAGAAGGGGAAAAAAGAACAAGUAAAAGAAGCAUAACAAGAAGAGACUUUAUCAUUCGAGCAGCGUUGAAUGUAUGGCUUGAGGGGGAUGACGAGCACAAGUGUUUAUAUACUAUUUGGUAGGUUCUGUAGGAUAUUAGCGAUCACUAGAAUGAGAUAAAUUGACAUUAUGAACAAGCAUGAUGAUUCUUUGGAUUGC